AUGACCAACGAGGAGCAUGACAUUAGCUGCUUAGCGGGGCUGGAUUCUUCUGGAGGGCAAGAUUCCAAGAACUCGGCACUGAAUGCUGAGCGAUGUCGACUGGAAGCGGAAAUAGAGUAUCUAAACCACCUUCUUGAGGCUCACUGGGACUGUUGCGGCGCUGCAAAGGUUUGCACACACUCUAUGCACCUAGGGUCGCCCUAG
Messenger RNA from Fusarium oxysporum Fo47, 204 nucleotides. RefSeq lists its product as uncharacterized. The record is from RefSeq and is a predicted model, not a curated record. Lineage: Eukaryota; Fungi; Ascomycota; Sordariomycetes; Hypocreales; Nectriaceae. Bases 1 to 204 code for a protein of 67 amino acids. The transcript has a single exon.